AUGUUGAAGAUACCACUAUUAUGGAUUAUGAUUCAUGCAGUGGUUAUGUGUGCAAUAUCGUUGUCUUUUCUCGAUCCAACCUUAGCAGAUCACUUAGCAUCGUUCAAACUUACGCCAUCCAUUAUUGGCCUAAUGUUCUUACUAUCUGGUGGAAUUUAUACGAUAACAGCACCUUUCUGGAGUAUAAUCAUCGAUAAAUUUAACUGCAGCAAGGCAAUUAUAUUGUUUGGCAUUAUAGCAGUAGUGAUUAUGCUUUGUAUAUUCCGACUUUUCAAAUAUCGAUUGAUACACUAUGCGAAUACGGGUACGGUAAAUCGUUGCAAACGUAUGGCUGUAUAUCAGGUUUAUUUCAGUCUGCCUAUUCCUUCGGAUCAUUUUUGGACCAACAGUUGGCGGUCUUUGUGUCCAGUGGAUUGGUUUUCCGUGGACAACAACUAUCAUAGCUUUAUUAAAUAUUAUCUUUAUUAUUGCAAUUCUGUGUUUUUAUGCAAUAUAUGA
Molecule: messenger RNA, 498 nt
Organism: Brugia pahangi
Lineage: Eukaryota; Metazoa; Nematoda; Chromadorea; Rhabditida; Onchocercidae
Source: the annotation of a GenBank genome assembly